This is a messenger RNA of Linum tenue, 996 nucleotides long. The record is from the annotation of a GenBank genome assembly. NCBI's taxonomy places the organism in Eukaryota, Viridiplantae, Streptophyta, Magnoliopsida, Malpighiales, Linaceae.
GGAGAGCAAUGCGGUUUCAGUACCGAACUCUCGCAAAAGCGGUGCGGCGGCGCACCGCAAGUAGUAUUUCACCCCCGCCACAGCCGCCGCUCGUCCUCUCGCGAUACUUGGUGCAUUUGUCGUCCCAGUCCGCGGAAAAGUGCGCUUGCCGAUCCCCCUGAUUUCUCACUAUCUCUCUCUUCUUCCCGUUCCCUAAUCUCUGGUUUCAAAAUCACCCGCCUAAAAUUCUCAGUGAUUUUCGAUAAUGCAGGCGCAGGCCUCCCCCUCGUCGUAAUUUUGGCAUUGCGUUCGAUAUCGACGGCGUCAUUUUUCGCAGCACAUCGCCAAUCGGCGGCUCCCCUCAAGCUCUCAAACGCCUCUAAGACGAAGACUUCUGUUAGCGAACAAUGUCAUGUUUCUCGCUUCCGGUUUAUGGCAGACGUUGAUUUCUCCUCUUGUAUGUUGGCAGGUGCCUUAUGGAUCCCUUACGUUUUCCUGACCAAUGGUGGUGGUUUUCGCGAGUCUAUAAGAGCAUUGGAGUUGAGCACACUUUUGGGCAUUAAUGCUUCGUCAUUACAGGUACUACAGGGUCAUACUCCCUUUAUUUUUAUUUUUUUGAAAUUGGUGACCUCAUUAUAUUAAAACUAGAAUUGUGGCCCGCACUCCGCUGCGGAACGCCUAAUUUUGGUGAUUACCAUAUAGUUCCUGUAGGGGUAGUUAAGCAUAGUUUAAUCCUUGAAACAAAUGAUCAUGAAACAAAUAAAGUCCAAAACUGUCAAUCCCUUUCCCUACUGAAUUGUUUCUUAUUCUGCUCGUCAUUGCAUCCCAGCUCAAACAAAUCUCGUAGUUGUUGUCUGCUAAACAGAGAUCACAAUUCAGAAACUCUCAGCAACAUUAGUAGGAGCCAGCAGUGCCUCACCCCCUAAAGGACUCACUAUUGGUGCAAAACAGCCGUUGAUUAAAUCAUAAUUGAUGUUUGGCAAUUCUCAACUGGCUAAUAGCAUAGGGAGAUAUGGC